AUGGACCAAUCCUACUUCCACUACGCACAACCGGAAUUCUCAUCGGAAACCUGUUUUCUUUCACCGGAAUACUCCUCCCCACCUAUCCAAUCCCAGUACUAUUCACACUACUCCGACCAUCAUUUUCUUCCAUUCAACGAAAACGACUCCCAAGACAUGUUCCUCUUCGAAGUCAUUACUGACUCCACCGGAGAAACCCACUCUUCUCCGGAGCAGGUCAUAGAUCAAGAAGAGAAAGAGUGGAGUUACAGAGGCGUGAGGCGGCGGCCGUGGGGGAAGUACGCAGCAGAGAUACGUGACUCUACACGAAACGGCGUUCGUGUAUGGUUGGGCACAUUUGACACUGCAGAGGAGGCGGCUCUGGCAUACGAUCAAGCGGCGUUUGCAUUACGGGGAUCGGCGGCGGUGCUUAAUUUCACGGAGGAUGUGGCAUAUGAAUCUUUAAGGGAAAUUGGGUAUGUAUAUGAAGAAGGGAGUUCGCCAGUGUUGGCGUUGAAGAGGAUGCAUUCGAUGAAGCGAAGAUGCGAGAUGAAGAAGAAGAAGCGAGAAGAAGUGAAGGAUGAAGAUGUUGUUGUUUUUGAGGAUUUGGGUAGCGAUUAUCUCGAACAAUUAUUGGGGUUUGAAGAAAACUGCAACACUAGUAAAAAUUGGUGA
This is a messenger RNA of Lactuca saligna, 654 nucleotides long. NCBI's taxonomy places the organism in Eukaryota, Viridiplantae, Streptophyta, Magnoliopsida, Asterales, Asteraceae. The record is from the annotation of a GenBank genome assembly.